This is a messenger RNA of Meriones unguiculatus (Mongolian gerbil), 2471 nucleotides long. RefSeq names its product isthmin 2 (gene Ism2). Lineage: Eukaryota; Metazoa; Chordata; Mammalia; Rodentia; Muridae. The record is from RefSeq and is a predicted model, not a curated record. The transcript is spliced from 6 exons. Bases 22 to 1491 code for a protein of 489 amino acids.
AGCAGCCUGUGCAGAGGGACGAUGCGGCCACCGCCCUGCCGAGCGCCGCUCCCGCGCGCCUUGAUGCUGCUGGCCGCGCUGCUGGCCGCCGGCCGAGGGCUCCCCCUGAGGAAGCGGGGUCCCGGGGGCCACUUGAGGAUGGCGGAGGCCUCACCUGCCCCAGCUCUCAGCUCCCCCAAAGAUAAGGAGGCAACACCAGGAUUCCCCAACGACCAUCUGCAGGCAGAACCAUGUCAGCCCAGGUGCCAGACUCUCCCUGAGCCAGCAGCUCUGACUCUGGGCACAGCCACCCCUGCCAGAACCCUGGAACACACACCCUUGCUGCUGGAGCUGCAGAAGCUGCCAGGAUUGGCCAACACAGACUUGAGUGCCCCAAAUCCCAAUAUCCAGGUGACCAUCGAGGUGGUACAGGACCCCCAGGCCGAGGUGGAGAUGGACCUUCCUUCUGAGCCCAGCAGUCUCUGGCCCCUGCGAGCCUCUAGCUGGUUACCCACCCAGGAGUUCUUCUGGCCCCUCUUUUGGGGCUACCAGGAAGGUGAAGAAGAAGCCACCAGCCUCAAGGAAGUAGCUCCGGGGGAAGCAGAGGAGGAAGAGAAAGACUAUGCUGCUGAAUAUGGUGAGGAUGAGGACCAAGAGGGCACUGAGGAGGAUGAGGAUGAAGAGCCUUGGUCCAGUGGGGCCACAGACAACUGGGACUAUGGCUGGUUGGGUCCUCAGGACCGGGACUUCAAGGAACCAGACAGUUACGACUAUGAGCCUCAGGAAGAGUGGAGCACCUGGUCUCCCUGCAGUGGGAGCUGCAGCAGCGGCCACCAGCAGAGAACCCGUGCCUGCGGCUAUGCCUGCACGGCCACGGAGUCCCGAGUCUGCGACCUAGCCCCCUGUCCUGGCACCGAAGAGGAGCACACCCUGGGCUCUCCCAGUGAGGGGUGGCAGCCCCUAGCCCACAAUGCCACGGAUAUGCUUGAUCCAGAUGUGGACAGCUGUGAGAAGUGGCUGAACUGCAAGAGUGACUUCCUAGCUAAGUACCUGAGCCAAGUGCUCCAGGACCUGCCCAGUUGCCCGUGUGCGUACCCCCUGGAGGCUGUGUACAGUGCCGUGAGCCUGCAGGAUGAACUUCGGGGCCGCAGCUUCCGGUGGCGGGAUGCCAGUGGCCCACGGGAGCGCCUGGACAUCUACCAGCCCACUGCACGCUUCUGCCUGCGCUCCAUGCUGUCGGGCGAGAGCAGCACACUGGCUGCCCAGCACUGCUGCUAUGACGAAGGCAGCCGGCUGCUGACCCGCGGCAAAGGUGCGGGAGCUCCCGACCUGGUCAGCACCGACUUUUCACCUGAGCUGCACUUCAAGGUAGAUACGCUGCCAUGGAUCCUGUGUAAGGGGGACUGGAGCCGCUACCACACCGUGCGCCCCCCCAACAAUGGCCGGGCCUGCGCAGACAACCCACCAGAGGAAGAGUACCUGGCUCAGCUGCAAGAGGCCAAAGAAUACUGAAGAGGGAUCAGAGACUACUUUCUUCUGCCCUUUGCCCUGCCCCUGCCCAGCCUGGGCAAGUGUUAGGGCUCACCUGAGAGGCCAUCCGGCCUGCAUACCCACCUCUUGUGACCCUGAGUCAGGAGAGCCCAGGCAUCUCGGGGAUUGGUAAGAAGGUUGGCGGGUGUGUCAGGAUGAGGCCCCUGGGGUGUGUUGGGAAUGGACUCACCCAGUCUAGCCAUGGGCCCUUUCCCCUCUCUCCCGGAACAGGGCCCUGUGGCCUUCCCCUCCGUUCAGGAUUGAGCCAGGGCAUCCCAGAUGCACCCAAGUUCCCAAGAUCUGCUGUGAAAGAGUACAGGGAGGAGUGGGGCAAGAAAAGACAGUCCUUUCAUCCGACCCUCCAGCUGCUCUUGGCCGGGCUAGCAGAAGCGGCGUGACCACCCCUCCUUUGUCUGUGGGUGGCACAGUACCUCUUCUACCCCAUCCCAUGCUCUGAGCCUAUCAGCGGGCUUGAGAGGACAGCUGAGCAGAGGGGAGGUUGCCUCCAGGCAGGGAACCAGCUACUGCUUCUGGUCCUUCUCCUUUGUUCAGUUCUCAGACGGUAGGAAUGUGUGGGCUGCCACUGCCGUGGUAGCCAGUCAUGGGAUGAGCUCAGUAUGGGUGGGCUCAGUAGGGUAUCCUGUGCCUUUAGCGGCUGUAAACCAGAAAGAGACAGGACACACAGUCCCAGUGUUUUAUGGGGGCCGUUUUGUGGUGUUGGUGCCCACAGGGCACCGCUGAAAGCACUGGACUUGAGCUGGAGUUGGGCGUUUCUUCCCAGCCACCCCUCAUUCCCCCAAAGCACACUUCCUUGCUUUUUCUGGAGUUGAAAUGUUGAAGGCCCAAUAUUUUGUCUCCUUUCACAAAUCCUCCAAAAGGACUUGGUAGGAGACUUGAGGUCCAGCGCCCUCCAUAGCUGUCUGGAAGCUGUCCUGGGAUCCUCAGCAAUAAAGCACUUUAUU